ACCAAGUGGUUGCCAUGAUUAAGUAUUACGCAAAUUUGGGGGAAAGAAAAUCUAAUCGUAUUUCGUCAAGGCAUCAUCAUUUUUAAAAAAAUGUAUUUAUUAAUAUCUUGUAAUGAUGAUGUGAUGAAUUUAAUCGCAAUCAUAGUGAGUUAUGAUCGAUGAUAUGUUGAGACUAUUGGACUUUUUUUUUAGCUAUAUGGCAACCCCUUGGCCCACAUCGAGACGUCGUGCAUCCUGGCACUUGCCUCCAUCCUGGUAACUAGCAAGUUCCCGGACCAAAAACAGGAAGCGGCACAGGCGUGCGAUGAGCGUGGAGGUAGAGGAGCAGGAUGGCAGCGCGCCGAUGGAGACGGUCCAGUCGCUGACGCUGACCCAGGACAGCGAUGGCAGCAUCAUACUGCGCUGCGCCGCCAGCGUUGGCGAGAGUGAACCUCAUGCGAAGAAAGCACGGGAAUCAGCGGACUCAGAUGCGUCCUUUUCUCUCGUCAACAUGCCCGCGGCCGACAGCCGCAAGAGCUUUGAGGCUACCGUGACGACGAUGGCGACAGCGGCGGACGACACUGUCGCUCAGGAUGGCGUGGCUCACAUUCAGGUCCUGUGCGGCGACGACGGCGAUGACAGCGGCAGCGCUGCCGCUGCGUCUCCCGCCGAGAAGGCCGAUGUGUCGGCCGUCAGUCAGGCCUGGUUCACCACCAAAGAAGACAAAGACACGCUUGCCAACAAAGGUCACAAGUGGAAACAAGGGAUGUGGUCCAAAGAGGAAAUCGACAUUCUCAUGAGCAACAUCGAACUAUACGUCAAGGGUCGGGGCAUCGAGGAUCCGGCCGAGGUCAUCUUUGAGAUGUCCAAGGAGGAGCGCAAAGAUUUUUACCGCUCGGUGGCGCUGGGCCUCAACAGGCCGCUCUUCGCCGUCUACAGACGAGUCCUGCGCAUGUACGACAACCGCAAUCACGUCGGCAAGUACACGCCGGGAGAGAUUGAGAAGUUAAAAGGGCUGAGGCAUCGCCACGGCAACGACUGGGCCACCAUCGGCGCGGCGCUGGGCCGCAGCGCCUCAUCCGUCAAGGACCGCUGUCGGCUGAUGAAGGACACGUGCAACACGGGCAAGUGGAGCGAGGAGGAGGAGCGUCGCCUGGCCGAGGUGGUGUACGAGAUGGCGGCCAGCGCUCCGGGCUCAGUGGUGACGGGCGGCGUGUCCUGGGCCUCGGUGGCCAGCCGGGUGGGCACGCGCUCGGAGAAGCAGUGUCGCUCCAAGUGGCUCAACUACCUCAACUGGAAGCACAGCGGCGGCACCGAGUGGACCAAAGAUGACGACCUCGGCCUCACGCGCAGGAUUUUGGAGCUGGAGGUGGCAGAUGAGAACGAAAUCAAAUGGGAGGAGCUGGCGGGCGGCUGGAGCAGCGUGCGCUCGCCUCAGUGGCUGCGCUCCAAGUGGUGGAGCAUCAAGAGGCAAGUGGCCAAUCACAAGGAGAUCCCCUUCCCCGUCUUGCUGAAGGCCCUCCACGAGGUGAUGUCAUCCUCGCCGUCGGCGGGCGCGCCGUGCGGCCCCUCCUGCGCCCCCUCGCUCCAGAUCCGGCUGGGCCGUUUGGAGGAAAGCGGCGCCGUCUCAGCGGCGCCGGCGCUACAGAUUCCCGUGCAGAUCCCGCUGCAGAUCGCGCACCUGGACUCGUCCGUGGCCGGCGGCGAGGGGGAGACCAUCGCGCUGAACGGCGGGACCCUGCAGGCCUUUGAGAUUCUUCCGUCGUUUCAGCUGCAGCCCACCAGCACGCCGGGCACGUACUUCCUGCAGACCACGUCCGGUCAGGGGCUGCCCCUCGGCCUGGCCAAUAACAGCACGGUUACCUUGACGACAAGCUCGCCCCCCGCAUCCCACGAGCACAUCAUCCUGCACGGCCUGGCGACGGACGGCCUGUGCGCCGGCGACGGCGUCAUCAUCCAGACGGUGGCGGCGGACGCGGAGACGGAGGGACGGCGGCAGGACGAGCAUCUCAAUCCGUCAACGGCGACAAAGAGGAAGGAGCCGAUGGCCGACAGCUUUACUGACAAGCAGCUGACUCCGCCCCCAGCCGACGGGGGCCAUCCUGGGAUGGCCGCUGGCGGCGCCGUCCUGAUCGUGUCGCCGUCCAACAUCGGCAGCGCGCUGACAGAUCCCAUCUUGGAAAACCAGGACGGUUGCGAUUAGGACGAGGAGCACAGCCCCCCCCACCGCCGUCCUGCCUUUGGGCGUUUUGAACACUUUUUACAAGUUAAGUGCCAAUUUUUCAUGAAGACCACAUUUUUGGGCCUGUGGUGAGAUGAAGAAGAAACGUAGACUCGGUUCUGUUUGGGUCACGUGUAUUUAUUCCGUCUAAUAUUAAAUAAAAACAAAAAAAAUGGCUUUGACAAUCCUAAAGUCGUGGUGAGCGUUGACUCUUCAGGAGGCCCGUUUGAGCGCGUGGGAACAACGAAAGCAUUAAAAGUGUCAAAUGAAAAGAAAAAAAAAAUCCUUCCUGCUAUUUUGGUUGCAGAAUGUGAAGAAGAGGAACAGGAAGAAGUGUCGCUUAGUGCAUAGUUGGAAGCGCUGAGGUCGGCGUGUCUCGUUGCGCGGCAUCACAGGCCGCACGCGCGCUUUGAACGGGAGAGCCUGCCGUCACCGCGCUAAGCUACCCGGAAUGUGUGCAAAAAGGGCGACUCUUGGCAUUUUCUUCCCCUCGCCAGCCGAAUGACGUUUCUGCACACGAGUAGGACAAAUUUGGCAGAUUGGUAGGACGACGACAUAUGUCACAAGUAGUGAGGCAAAUCUGCAGACGUACUUGAAUGAUGUCACUUUGUCGUACGGGUCGCCAACGAGUGCGCUGCUUUUUGUCCUACUAGGGAGGCCAAAUGUUGCCAGUCAGACAGUGACCAGCGCACACGCGUAGAAUGACUGCGACUUCACAUUUUUCCCCACUCUGCGCAAGUACGACAACUUUGGCAAACUCGUCGUGAGGCAAAACUACUAGUUGACGUUUUGUAGCAACCGCAAAGGUCCAGGCGUCGACCACAUCAGAAAAGCAAGAGUGGCCUCGAUGACCUUGCACGAGUGCACGGGCCUUCAAUCAGAUAGCAAGCAGUCAAUCCUGAAGCGGCCCUCCAUGCCCCGCGGGAUGCCUCCUUCACGGACGGCACCCGUUGCCAUGGUUAUGGCAAACAAACAAACC
Molecule: messenger RNA, 3179 nt
Organism: Hippocampus comes (tiger tail seahorse)
Lineage: Eukaryota; Metazoa; Chordata; Actinopteri; Syngnathiformes; Syngnathidae
Gene: dmtf1
Product: cyclin D binding myb-like transcription factor 1
Exons: 17
Coding region: 305-2182 (625 amino acids)
Biological process (GO): regulation of transcription by RNA polymerase II
Cellular component (GO): nucleus
Molecular function (GO): DNA-binding transcription factor activity, RNA polymerase II-specific; RNA polymerase II cis-regulatory region sequence-specific DNA binding
Source: RefSeq, a predicted model, not a curated record